AAUUCCAGUAAACAAUUCGAUAGAAACGUUCCUCUCAUCUGAGUUAGAGUGAACGAAUAAUUAUUUGCAACUUUUAAUUACCGUCUUACAAGAGUAACAUAAAUCUAAUCAGAGUAUCUUUAUUGAAAGUUCUCUGUAAACAACUUUUGAUUGAAUUUCUUGCAUAUUUAAAGAAAAAGCGUGAUUCAGCAUGCCUGUAUUCGGUAACAAAUUUACGACGAAGAAAACUCAAGCAAGGAAAUGGCCCUCUCUAUCGAAUUUGAAUUUAGACUCCAGUGAUAAACGUAACGAGCUCGACUCUGGUCCAAUUAAAAUGACUUUGAAUGGCCAAAAUAUGAUAUUCGAAAAUGGACAAUGGAUUUUAGAUGAUGGUUCAAAGAGUGGUAGAGGUGGAGAUUCGUCGUUAAUUAAGAAAGAAAAUGACAGAUUAAGAGCAGAGAAUAACUUACUGCAAUUAAAACUUGAUACUCUUAUAGAUUUGAUGGCUCAAACUGAAGCUGAUAGGCAAGUUUUGGAAAACGAAAAUGAACAAUUAAAGACAAGAUUAAAAAAAUAGAACAGAGAAGAUCUUUCAAUAUAAGAAUAUGUUAGUUUCGUUGUAUCUCUUUUCUACUUUUCUUUAGUUACGAGAGAAUAAUUAAGAAUAUAGAUUAGUUUAUAAAUAAAGACAUAAAAGAAAAACAUAAAUCAAUGAAAAUAUCAAAG
Molecule: messenger RNA, 705 nt
Organism: Dimorphilus gyrociliatus
Lineage: Eukaryota; Metazoa; Annelida; Polychaeta; Dinophilidae
Source: the annotation of a GenBank genome assembly